UAAAAGAAAAAGACUGACCUCAAACUUUUGAACAGCAGUGUAUACUUAUAAGUUGAAUCAGUUUCUAUAUAAAAUAUAUUUUCUAGUCAUACUCUUGUUUUUUGGCCAGCAAUAAAAGCUCUGCAGCUGUUUCUUGACCCACUUCUGGUUAAGCACCAAAGACCUGACUUGGCUCAGUGUUCAGGGUUUGUCCUCAAUGCUUAACACACAUAUGCUCAGUCUUGGUGCACAAUAAGUCUCCCUGAGCAGUCUUCAGUUGAAGACUUUGGUUAAGUUCAAUGGGAUAUAAAGUAUAUCUGCACAUUUAACAUGUCUGUUUGGUUUCCUUGUAGGUUUUGCUUGACAAUGGCAAUGUUUCUGGUGUUUACUCUGCUGACUCUGUCAUCCUUCUCUUCUCCCACGCGAGCCGAAAUCUUCACAUCAAUUGGCCAAAUGACAGACCUGAUAUUUACAGAGAGGGAGCUCGUCCAAUCGCUGAAAGAGUACAUUGAAGCAGAAGAGAUGAAACUUGAAGCUGUGAAGAGCUGGGCUAAUAAACUGGAUCUGUUGACCCGUGCGUCCACGUUGGACCCUGAGGGCUUCCUGGCUCACCCGGUGAACGCCUACAAGCUGAUGAAGAGACUCAACACCGAGUGGUCCGAGUUAGAGAGUCUGGUGCUGCAGGACCCAUCAGAUGGCUUCAUAUCAAACAUGUCUGUGCACCGACAGUAUUUCCCGGAUGAGGAGGACGAGAAGGGGGCAGCCAAAGCGCUCAUGCGUCUGCAGGACACGUAUAAACUGGACUCUGAGAGUUUCUCCAAAGGCAGACUGCCAGGGGUGCGCUACAGCGCGGAGCUGACAGUGGAGGACUGCUUCGACAUGGGUAAACUGGCCUACAGUGAGAAUGACUAUUAUCACUCCGUGCUGUGGAUGCAGCAGGCGCUCAGACAGAUGGACUCGGGAGAAGACGCCAAGACACCCAAAGCUGAUAUCUUAGAUUAUCUGAGUUACUCUGUCUAUCAGAUGGGUGACCUGCCACGAGCCAUCGAACUCACCCGACGCUUGGUGGACAUCGAUCCCAGCCACCAGAGGGCAGGAGCAAACCUGCGCUACUUCGAGCGGCUGCUGUCUAAAGAGCUGAGGGACCGGGGUCAGAGCCAGCAGGAGCCCGCAGACGAGACGCCCAUUCAGCUGGACACCUAUGAGCGACCCAAAGACCACCUGCCCGAGAGAGAGGUGUACGAGGCCCUCUGCAGGGGAGAGGGAGUCAAAAUGACUCCAAAGAGGCGUAGCCGACUGUUCUGCCGCUAUCAGGACGGGAACAGGAGCCCGCGUCUGCUGCUCAAGCCCAUGAAGGAGGAGGACGAGUGGGACAGUCCUCAUAUCGUACGCUUUCUGGACGCCCUCUCUGAUGAAGAGAUCGAGAAGAUCAAGGAGCUGGCCAAACCUAAGCUUGCGAGAGCCACAGUGAGAGACCCAAAAACAGGCGUUCUGACGGUCGCCAAUUACAGAGUUUCCAAAAGCGCAUGGUUGGAUGGGGAAGACGAUCCAGUGAUCGCUCGGGUCAAUCAGAGAAUAGAGGACAUCACUGGAUUAACUGUAGACACUGCAGAACUUCUACAGGUGGCUAACUAUGGCGUUGGAGGUCAAUAUGAGCCACAUUAUGAUUUCUCAAGGCGUCCUUUUGACAGCAACCUCAAGGUUGAUGGAAAUAGACUUGCCACCUAUCUGAACUACAUGAGUGAUGUUGAGGCUGGUGGGGCGACCGUUUUCCCUGAUUUUGGAGCCGCUAUUUGGCCUAGAAAGGGAACAGCAGUGUUCUGGUACAAUCUCUUUAAGAGUGGAGAAGGAGACUUCAGAACCAGACACGCUGCCUGUCCUGUUCUAGUGGGCAGUAAAUGGGUUUCAAACAAAUGGAUUCAUGAGAGAGGUCAGGAGUUCAGACGCCCGUGUGGCCUGACUGAAGGGGACUGACCUUGAGCUCGGUUCUAGCCACAGUGCCUCGAGUCUGCAAACCUAUAUGAGUUACACUCACUGCUGGGGUUUGAGAGCCAUUCUGUGUGUAGAGGAUUUCUCUUUUAUUUGGAGUGUUUUUAUUUACCCCUUAAUCAACAUUUCUUGGCCGAUUAAACUGGAGUAUCGUGUCAUGUCAGAAAUAUCAUGUUCAUAUAAUGCAUAAAUUAUUGUCCUGUUCUUUAGUGUUUAUUUCAUAUUCUUAUCUGGUUUGCAAUAAAAUGUCUAAAUAU
Messenger RNA from Carassius auratus (goldfish), 2225 nucleotides. Its product is annotated as prolyl 4-hydroxylase subunit alpha-2-like. The record is from RefSeq and is a predicted model, not a curated record. The transcript has 14 exons. Gene Ontology annotation, molecular function: L-ascorbic acid binding; protein binding; iron ion binding. Gene Ontology annotation, cellular component: endoplasmic reticulum. Bases 310 to 1953 code for a protein of 547 amino acids. NCBI's taxonomy places the organism in Eukaryota, Metazoa, Chordata, Actinopteri, Cypriniformes, Cyprinidae. Gene Ontology annotation, biological process: peptidyl-proline hydroxylation to 4-hydroxy-L-proline.